This is a messenger RNA of Hypanus sabinus (Atlantic stingray), 6968 nucleotides long. It is a transcript of the gene pygo2, whose product is annotated as pygopus homolog 2 (Drosophila). Bases 76 to 1290 code for a protein of 404 amino acids. Lineage: Eukaryota; Metazoa; Chordata; Chondrichthyes; Myliobatiformes; Dasyatidae. The record is from RefSeq and is a predicted model, not a curated record. The transcript is spliced from 3 exons.
GCCGCCGCCUUGGCCUGGACCCGAGCUCGGCCGCGGGCCCGGGCCUACCCGCUGGGCGGCUGGAGGCUACCCGACAUGGCGGGGGAGCAGGAGAAGGAGCCGGCGGGGCCGGUGCACAAACGGAAGACAGGUGCCAAUGGUGGUGGGACACAACUGAAGAGUCCAGAAAAGAAGAAGCGGAAAUCCAGUGCACAGGCGGCUCAGUUCUCGCAUCUUUCCGAGUUUGCUCCUCCACCCACCCCGAUGGUCGACCACCUAGUGGCCUCAAACCCUUUCGAUGAUGAUUUCACUCCCCCGAAAGGGGCAGCCCCGUCCAGCCCAUUCUUCAGCAAUCCAGGGGCCUUUGGAGGGUUUCGGCCGCAGUCUUCCAUCCCGCCGCACCUGCAUCCGGCUUUCAGCCCCGGACCUCAGCCCAUGAGGCGCCAGCCGCCCCAUCACUUUGCUCCAAAUCAGCUAGGCGGCGGUUUUGGUAUGCCCCAGAAUCCGAACUUUGCUCAGCCCGGUGGCAUGAACUUUGGGAACCCACCCUUCAACCAGGGUAUCAACCAGACUUUCAGCCCCCCUCCUGGCCAGCCUCUCCACCCAGGACCUCCUGGCAUCGGUCCAAGUGCCAACUUCAGCUCCAUGAUGCCCCCGAGCAUGGGUCAGCCGCCCAGGGGUGACAUGACCCCGGGUGCUGGCCCAGGGAUGAAUCCAGCCGCCGCACCCCCCAUGGGGCAGAAGUUCGUCCAGAUGCCCAGCCCCUUUAACCCGAAUCCAGCACCCCGGCCCAACCAAAGCUUCUCCAAAGGGACCAGUCAGCAGAGCCUCCUGCCGAACCCCAGUUCCUUUCCCAGUCCAGACCGGAACUUCCCUCUGCCUGAGGAUGGUGGCAAGCCUUUCAACCGUCCCGCCAAUGCUUUCAACCAGGGGAGCGAGCACUCUGGCUCCCCGGCAGCAAUCAACGGCAACCAGGCGGGCUUCAACCAGAACACCGGUGCACCGGAUGGCAGUAACUUCCCAGUGGCAACCAGCAAGAAUCCAUCCACUCACCGGCCAUCAUCUGAUCCGGUGUACCCCUGCGGCUUCUGCCUCAAUGAAGUGAAUGACGACCAGGACGCCAUCCUGUGUGAGGCCUCCUGCCAGAAGUGGUUCCACCGUGAGUGCACCGGCAUGACAGAGACAGCGUAUGGUCUGCUCACCACGGAGACGUCAGCUGUGUGGGCCUGUGACUUUUGCCUAAAGAGCAAGGAGAUUCAGUCGGUGUACUUGCGGGAGAACCUGGGCCAGCCAGUUGUAAGUGAUGGCUGAGAGGCAUUUGUGAGAUGGGGUGAGCCUGUCUUCCAUUGCUGACUCUUGACUGGAAACCUCAGCCCUGUUUGGGCAAGGAAGGGGAUGUCAAUAGGGUUAACGAUACACUUGCCUUUUUGUCACGACAGAUGGGGGGGGGAGAAAAGUAGGCUCCUCUCCCAGUGAGAGUGGGCCCCACCACUUUCGGGUUGUAAACUUUAAAAUGCACAUGGGAGUGUCCUUCAUUCUGUGUGUCUGGUUAGGGAUUUUAUGUGUAUUUGUGUGGUUGGGUGGGGCUGGGCUGGAAAGAAAUUUUUUUUUGUCCCGAGGAGGAGUGUGGAAAGAAUUCCCCCCCACCCCAUGCACAAGACGAGUCUUGGAAUGCUCGAAUGAGAAUGGAGGGGUGUAAACACAGUGUUGUGGGGGCGCAAUCCCUGGGGGAGAUGGAAAGUUGCUCUGGAAAUAUCCAUUUGAAUAAAGCAUGAUGCAGUGAAUGGGGGAGGGGUGGAGGAGAUGGAUACAUAUUUAAAGGUACACUCUUGCAAGUUGAUCACUAUAUAUUAAUGGACUGUGAAAUGAAACGUUAGAGGUGAAUAAGGCAGGCAAGUACCUAAGUAAAUUGCUCAUUGUACUGGGCCUGUUGGGAUUGUGGUGUUGCUAUCGAAGGACUUGUUGCACUACCUCCCUUCACCCCCACCAUCCCAAGACCACUUUUAAAAAAUGGCUCAGACAUUGUCCAAGUUAAAUCAUAGGCAUCAAUUAACUCUGAAUCCCCUGUGCAGAGUUCGCCCUCGAGUGAUGUCACAGAACCUUUUGGGUAUGUAGGAGCCUCCCUUCCCUGCUCUCUCCCUGUCCAGCUCGCUGGCUUCCAGUAGUCCUUGUGGUCUGUCUUGUGGGAAUAUAAAAGGCUUCACAGGAACGGCCCUGUUUUAAAAAAAAUUGUAUUUUUGAAUUCUGUAAGCUGUGGACUGCCUGAUGAGCAGAUGUUGGGUUUUGCUGGCUGCUCCUCUGAGCAGUAAUGACACUUGCUCAUUAUUUCCCCUCUGGCCCUCUUUUCCCCUUGGGAAGUACUUUCUUUGUUGUAGUGGGGGGGGGGGGGGGUCAAAUAACAUCAACAUUUCAAGCACUGUGGCCUGCCACAGUUUGUCACUGGCCAGCAGAGACAAUCCUGCAACUCCUGCCUUUCUCUGAAAAGUGCCAGGGACAGCAACCAGCCCUUUCCAUUAGGAUUGGAACAUGAGUUGAAACCAUGAGGUCCCUCCUGUUAGCAAAGGGAAAAAUGGCUACCUGAAUCUGCUGUGCCACCAAGCCCAGGGUAAGAUUAGAGGCGUAGCCCUCUAAAAUAGGGCAUAUGGCUGCUGGGGAGGAUUGCUGCUUCAUUUGCCUAUAAUUGGAAAUGGGCAGUGUAUUGAAAAUUGAGGGGACAGGGAACUAUGGAUGUGGGAGCUACUGGGCCAUUCCAGCACUGAUUGGUCCUUUCAUUUCCUUGCCACUAAUUCCUGCAUGCACAGUCACAGCCUGUGACAUCUGUGUAAGGCCUGUAGCAGCACAAGGCUGUCAGAGGGCAGUAUUUGAAAGUUCUGAGAGAGCUGGGGCAUACGUGGGGUGCACAGGGCUAAGAAAUGAUGCAGUUAUUUUUAUAAAUAGAAGAUGGCUUCAAAUUAAACCAGAAACCAAAGGUUCUGCAUUUAAACCAGUUUCACGUGUUUGCACUCUCUUCACUAUCACCAGUGUUUCCUUGCAGUCUUGAGUGGGUUAGGAGUCCAGUUUUUCGCCGGGAGAUGUAAUCCCUUUUAACCUGCCCUUAAGGUGCAGUGGCUCGUGUGACGAACUGGCCUGUGAAUUCAGUUGUGCCAUAUUUUUCAUUUUUUGACAUUGGUGAACUUGGCAUCUCUCAAGACUACCUCAUUGUAAUUGGGAAAAGAAAUCUUGUGUUUUUAAAUGCAGUCUUUUUUUUAAUAUAAAGGUCUUUUUGGUACAGAAUUCAUUUUGGUGCCGCUCAAUUCUGAUCCUUAUUAGGCAAACAACAGUAUAUAUAAUAGUGUGUAUGUUAUCGUAUGAUUAAUGUACUGGAUAUAUAUCAAGUUGUGGUAUUGUAAUCCUUCUUAAUUUCUUCCCUCCAGUGGCUCAUGGAGAGCUAACUCUGUACCUGGCAUGGGUCUCCUGUAACCCUGCACUUGCAGUUAAUUGGGCGAGGUGUUGUUCCUACAGAAACCCCCUAGAAACAGCAUGUGGGGCUCUGUCUUCAGUUUGGAAAGGUUUCUUGGUCUAAACUCCACUGAUUGUACUGAAUAUUACAGUUUUAAGUAUUUUGCCUGUAUAUGUUUGUGUGUGUUACGCUAGUGGGUGUUAUUUUUCUUUGCUAUAUUUCCACUUCCAUUCCCAACUGGAAUGUGCUUAUACUGUUUCCAGGGAGUAACAGUGUCCCCAGUUUGUAGUUAGAAUUAAAGGUACUGACCAUGCCCCUUCCAACCUUCUGCUCUGUACAAUUCAAAUGAAAGAAAGGAGUAGCCAAAGACAGUUCCACGUUCAGUCUGGGGCAGCCAUUUAAGAGCUCUGUCUGUGAGGUUAUGAACAAAUACUAACCCUUCCUACACUGCUCGUUAGGAAGCACCAAACUGCUGAUGUCCCUGGAUAAUGGUGCUGAACAUCAGAUGGAGCAUUUAAGGGUCUUGCUGGAAUGUCUGGCUUUUCCUAAUGUGUAUCUGUUCCUUGUGAAAGAAGCCAGCGUCUUGUUACUAAAUAGGGCUGGAACCUUGACAUGCCUUCAUGUGACUGGUUUACCAGCUGUGAGCAGUGUUUCCCAACAGAAGCGGUUCAGAUAUCCAGAUGACAGCUAAUGUGGAUCUUUAAUCUACCCUGGAAAAUUGAGAUUGUUUGGUGAUAGAAACUGCUUCUGGAGAUGGAUGGGUGAUGGCAUCAGAUAUGCUGACAAUUCUGGGCGGUACUAGUUUGGAACAUGUUCCAACACGGCUCCAGUUUUUGAGUCGUUUAGUAAUGUAGGUUCAUUGUGAUCUUGGGAUUUUGUGGAGGGCCAUUGAAAUGAUUCCCCUCUCCAAUUUUACCGAGUGCUGAUACCUAUGUCAGGCGUUGUGCAGUAAGCUGACUGGGUACUGAAUGAUACCAAACUCCUUUGAUCUUUGUGAGAAUGCAAAAAGAAUUGCAUUUCAUUGUGGGAAUAACUUUGUUUCCAGUUAGAUGGCAAUAACCUUGCUUUUAAGGCAGACAUUAAUGCAGGGCUGGUAGAAAUGAUUCACAGCUUCCUGUUUGUUGAUGUAUGUUCGAGUAUUGCUGCACUCAUGACACUUUUGUAGACACUGGUAUUGAACUUGUAUCUCCUUACUGUGUAGCUACUCCAAGGUUAUUUGUAUGUGCUUGUUCCCACAUCAAAGCACUCUGUCUUCCUCCAGUCCAUCUUUACCAUGGGUACCGUUCAGCUGUCCCAAGCACAAGGUUAUCUGACUGGAUUUGCAGUUUGAGCUGUUAUCUUAUCCCCUCUCAAUGCCCCCCUCAAAAAAAAAAGCUUUAGUAAACUCCAUUUUACCAAACGGAGAUUCAUUUUGGUGUACGUGGUCCUGGACUUUUGUUUGUGGAGAGAUCGAGAGAGAGAUCGUGGUGCAGAUGUAAAAGCUCGUUCUGUUUCCCCACCUGUGAAGGGACUCUAAUAGAGCAGAUGUACUGAAGAGGAUUUGUAUGUUUUGUGUCCAUGCAAUGGCUUUUGUUAUUUUAGAAACUGGUUGAGCCAGCACAUCAGUGCUGUCAGAAAGGACAUGUACCCUUAACAGUUUCUUUGUUUGCAAUUACAAAAUACAAUUUGGAUCAUGGCCUAUGUACAUUUUUUUUGAGUUUCCUGUGGACUUUCUUCCACUAGUUUUUAUUUUGAUUUUAUUGACUUUUUGUCCACUGACACUUUGGGAAAUGAUUCAUCCCAGCUGGGUUAGACUUGUCAAAAUAUGGAUGGUGCCUGGAGCGGGAGUGGACUGGAGCUACAGUGGCAGCAACUUCACUUAACUUAUUGUGUGAUUUGUAAGUGUCAAUUUGGAAUACUUCUAAAACUGACCUUGCAUGCAUGUCAUUUCUUUCAAACUUGUGUUUUGGCAAAAUUUUUUAAUAAUAAAUUACUUUGUGCAUAUUUGUAAUGGAGUUGUCCAGUUGUAAUUUUACACUCCCACCUCAAUGUGUUGCAGUUAUACAGUACUUAACCCCUUUGCUAAAGCUCUCUUGUCACAACAAACAACCUCAAUGCACUGUAUGGUUUCUUAUUGAUAGUCUUAGGAGAAUGCGUUUGAUGUUAGCUGAAUAUUCCCCACGGGAAGAUUACACUUGACCUUUUGCUUUCUUUGUUCAGCGGUACAGGAGACCAAGUACCAUGCUCGGAUUUAUUUAACACCUUUUAUCUAGAUAAAUAUCUCCUGGUGCUUCAGGGUGGUUACGAGAACAGGAAACAGGUAUUGAAAAAGUAAUAUUGCUGUUAUGAGGCAUUCAGAGGCUGGUCCUUGGAGGGUUUCAGAUGGAAAUGAAAAGGAGUUUCCAAAGUUGGGGCUGUGUCUGGUGCUGCAGAUAAAGUCCUGAAAUCGGAGGUCAAUGUGGCCCCACAUAGCUGGGCAAGUUGUGGGUACCGGAGUAACUGGACAUUUUUAAAUUGCUAUGACAAGUGUCUACGUUGGGGAAAAAAAUACAUUAGCUCUGUCAGUGUUGAAGACUCUGGAAUGUGGAGGAGAGAACCACACAUGUUGCGAAUCUCUAGGUUCCCAGUUUGAGCUUGCAGGAUUGAGACGUAAUUAUUCAUCGGAGGAGCUGGUGCUUGUCUGCAGUGUUAUGUGUUAACAAGAUCAGAAAUGAGCCUCUUUGGUCAGUACCUCAAGACGUUGCAGUGACUGAGGAUUCCCAAUGGUACUUGAGGUGCAAGUUGUGCCAUUUUUAAAGAAACCUGCAAUUCUAAAGAAAUUGUUUAUGAACAGUUUUGUAGCUUAGAGAUUUCAAAAUGUUGAUCUGCAAAUUGAUAUGUGGAAGAGCCUUUUUAAUUAAAAAUGAAAUGUUGAGUGUUGUAAAUUGGGGAAGUCAGCACAUUUCCAGAUACAGAUCUGCUAUGGUCAAUGAAGACUUAAGCAAAGCUGGCAGUGCACAUCAGUAAAUGAACAGGCCUUUAAGCCCAUCUAGUCCAUGCCAAAUGAUUCUAUUAAUUCUAUAGGGUAGAUGCUAAAUAUUGGUACAGUGAUGAAUUUGUUCCAGAUAACUUGGACAAGGGGCAAGUUGAGUUAUCCUUGGCCUUGAGACAUCCUGGGUAGAAUUGUGGAUUGCUGGGGGCUUGUUUUCUAUUGCUGUUUAUGUCGCAUGUGGGUGCUGUGCAACUUGACACCGUAGGGAGAGUCUGGGCCACUGGAGGGCAGUCUUGAUCUGACUACAGUGGUGCUGGCACCCCUGGUCAGGUUUUCACUGAAGGAUCACAAGCCAGUUGGGUAUUUAUACCAACUGUCCAACUCCAAGGUCACCUUCACUGACACCAGUGAAGAUUGUCUUGUCACGUCUAGUGGAACCACUCCAGAAAAGGAGGGUUGCACCCGUGCUCUUCUGAUUGUGAAGCUCAAGAUCCCAGACAGUAAUACUGUGAGCCUGGAACAACAUACUGUCUUUUGCUGUGGCUUUCUUUUAAUUCCCCACUUGUAAAGUUGAAAUUUGGUUUUCUAACUAUAAAAUAU